Molecule: messenger RNA, 30549 nt
Organism: Amoebophrya sp. A120
Lineage: Eukaryota; Dinophyceae; Syndiniales; Amoebophryaceae
Source: the annotation of a GenBank genome assembly
GAAAGGUGGCGGCGGGGGAAGGAGCGCGGCGAGUGGGCGGAAGAGGUGAGCAAAAUAGUUCGCGGGAUGAAAGUACGAAUCAUGCGACUUGUUUUGUUUUCUUCUCAGCCAGUUCUGUACUUGUUUUGUUUUUCUAUUUUUAUACAUAAGAUGACUGUCAUCAUAAAGCGGCCCACCAGCACUACUUUAGUCACAAUUCAUUCACCAGAUGGACGACCAUCUCUCCUUUUCGAGUAAGUCUACUUCGGGAGAGGGGUUCAGAAGAAGAGAAGAAAUAAGUCUCACGACUCUGAGCACUCACUUAAAGAACGGUAUAGGAAAAAAUCGAAAUGUGCUCACCAGCUAGUAUAGAAAUGUCGAUGUUUGUCAGAAGUCAAUAAGGAUGAAAUUCCGGUUUUUAACGUACAAUUAUAGACGAUCCAAAAUGUAAGUAUUCAAGUUGUGAAUUGAAACCUUUUAUUCCAUAGCAAUCGAUGAAUCCUGUCUCACAUUCAUAGUUAGAAAGAUUUUUUGCGUGUUUCACCUGUGUAACCAAAAUAUUUCUGUAGCGUUAUGUGGACAGGAUAUUGAAAAGUAGGGACGACUCUAUUCAAACUGAAAUACAACCUGCCAUGCAGCGACUGUGUGACGCAACUACAAUAGUUGUUGUCAAUGUCGCGAGCAGGUGCGUAGCAUGGGAGAUGCAGAAGUAGCAUUACAAGCUGACAAACACGAAACGCGAACUACGAAGAUUUGUGGUUUUUGUCCAUCUCAACACUAGUCUAUUCCUAUUCGAAAUUAAUUAUCGUUAAUAUUCGAAAUUAGCAUUACAUACAAAUUCCGAUCCCCGUCGAUCAUGAUCCAGUAUUCAUACACGCAGAUAGGCGAUGCGAGUUUUUGACUUGAAAGUUAACAAGUCAAUAGCCACCAUAUCACGCCGGAAGGAAUUGUGUCGAUCAAUUGCCUUUCGCCAGUACAGUCGAUCGAGGAUGAAAAAGAAACACGGAAGCAGCUGAUGAAAAUUAAUACUAUCUAUCCCUUGUACCAAAAGCUUAUGAUGACAAAAAAAAAUUAUGACCAUGCAGUCAGCAGCUGUCUCGUCUGCAGUGCUGACAGCAGCCAGCCGCCGUUGCAGCUAUGCUAUACCCAGCUUACAGCGGCAGCGGCUAUGCAGGCUAGGUAUAGUGAGGCUGCAACUGCGGCCGGCUGCUUUUUAACGAUCAGGGGACGAAAAUGAUUGCGAUGCGAAAGGUAAAAUCUCGCUCUGUUCCUUCUAAAUAAAUCUUGCUCUGUUCCUUGCGUCAGCCGCGGGUAGUUGUGCCGUUCUUCUCCUUGUCCUUGUUUCGUAAUUGCAUACAGAACCAAUGUUGCGUUCUCUGUCGGAACAUUUUGUGUUGGAACAAGCGCAGCGUUGCUGAGUUUGUCGUUGACGCUUAGCAGAAGUUAAUAGGCCUAGAGUAGAGUAGAAGUGCAAGUCUUCGACAUUGCCGGACCACGAGUUAGUUCUUCUAGUUUUUCACAAAAAUGAGAAAGUGGCUCUGUUGUCGGCGAGGCUGGUGCAGGAGGUGGAGUUUUGCGAAAAAUUCAUCGCGCGAAGAUGAUGAUGAUGAUGAUGAAGGGCCGAAAAAGUCCUAUGGACCGACCUCUUACUGCGUGACCUAGUGCUUCCGUACAAAAACACUUUCCGCUGGUGCAUCCUCUUGGGUGUCCUAAAAUGAGUUACACCGUCCGGCGUUGUUCUCACUUUGUAACGAGGACCCCGGGAUGCGUACCUGUCGGCAUCUCCGUUAUCAUGUCCCCCUUCGCAUCGUCCUCCAUUUGCCUUCACGGCGUAAUUAGUAAGCUUCUUGCCUGUUGCCACCAGAUGCUCACUCCUACUAGUGGCAGGCGCUACGUAAAAUUUACUGUAUCCACGCAGCACCCGUAUCGAUUGACAAAAAAAGACCAGAAAAAAUGUCUGUGUGAAAGAGAAACACGCAACCAUUGUCUGCUUGGGGCAUCCGAGGUAUCUGAAACUACAUAUCAUACAAGCAUACCUCUUCAUCUGCCCCAAGUUGUCAUCUGUUGUGAGUCAUAAUAUUUUGUCUAGUUCAUGCAUACUCAACACCUGGCGCUAACGACGUGGCAUCUUCGAACUGCCCAACACGUAUACCGACAUCGAAAUUCCUGGUCUUCUCUUACAAUUGAUAGCCCUCUACGAACGAUAGCCCUCUACGAACGAUAGCCCUCUACGAACGAUAGCCCUCUACGAAGACAUAAAUAAAUAUAUACAAGCACAAGAAAAAUUCAUCGCGCGAAGACAACAAGACCUGCGAAUCGGCCACUUCUUGUGGAGGAUGCCAAAAAAACUACUUCUCGACGGUUCCACCAAAAUGCGCUUGGAGUAGUUGUGCUGAUCAUCCGAAGAGCAGGUGAUAAUGAUCCAUUGUGAGCUGCGACAUAAACGCGCCUCUACUGCAGUUCUUCUUCUUCUCUUUACGGCAGCUUCGUGCGCUCGAAGAAGAGCAACACGGUUUAUUCCGGCUACGGAUGCAGGAUCAACAUGAUCAUGAUCGUUCCCGGUGCAUUCCAUGUAUGAAUAGCUCAAAGAACCUCCCUUGAAAUUGACGAUGUUGAAGCAUGCGGGAGGAAGAUGGACAUUUAUGCGCUGCAAAUGUGUCUGGGUCUGCAAAUCUGUGAUGCUGAAUUGAGCAUGAAUGAAGCGCUUGCAAUGGCAGCCAGGCAUGACAAGUUUUGGAGACGCCUGCUGAUGCCUACCACGCAUCACAAAUUGCGUUUUUGCAUCACAAAACAAGCUCCUCUUUUGCUGCUCAUGCAACACAGAUUUUCCAGGAAUGCAAGACACGCAUCACAAGUUCCACUGUUCCAGACCGAGACACUUUUGCAUUUGAUAACGUUAUGGGCUGCACAAUCCUAUUCAUAUUCUCAAGAUACUACCUGCUCCGAUAACGUUCACUUGCGAUGAGAUCAACUACUACGUCAAGGUCCAUGUCAGUGAGUCUGGUGAUCCAUUUCCAACAUAGUGCAUUACCGGCUGGCAGUUCAUGGUGUCGAAGAAAUUACACAUCUUGACAUGCAGAAAUGGCAAUAGUGCGAGGCUCUCAAGAUGAACACUAAUUCGCAAAAGUCAAAUAAAUCGAAAACCCUUUUUUACUUCUCAUCGCCCAGACUGCUCUUGCUUGUAAAAAUCAUCUGCUUCUUCUCGCGACCUGAAAUUAAAAUCGCUUUUAUGGAAAUAAAUCUAAUCGUAUUUAGUCGUUCUGUCGGAUCGCCUCUCGUCGUCGUGGCAUCGUCUCAGCACCACUCUAUGUGUUUCAAUAAAAACAAUCGUUUUUUCAACAUCGCUUCAGGCACGGGCAGUUGUGGUUGCGGUAUAUUGGCGACCAUUGUUUCAGUACGUAGACAUAGCCCUAGAUAAUUCCUCCAUGAGACUGCCUUUGACAGCCGGCAACGUUUCUGGAAUUUAGUGUAUGAUGACUAGCACAACUUGGAAGCCCUUUUGUAGUCACUCAACAUUGUUUUAUCGAUAUACGGGUGGACGAGAAUCUAGAGAAAAAAAACCGCUUUCACUUUUCACCGUUUCAUUUUUCCAGAUAUGAUAAAGUAGUUGCCGGACGAGCAGAAAAAAAAUUUUGUAAGACACUCAGCAUCCAUCCCACCGGUUUCAGUUUCAGCACGCAAUUUCAAAGAUAUAUAAUUAUGUGUCGACUUUUCAUCUUUAGAAAGGAGUUUACUUAUUUGUACAAUUGAAGCCACAUCAGAUACGCAUGGAGUUGCAAGUGUCUACAUUCAAUUCGACGAGAAGCCCAUCCCGAUCGGAGCACAAACUUGUUGCAGCUCUGAAGGCGUUUUUACAAUCUUGCAGUCGCGGGUGGAGAUCCGAAAAACACGACAACGGGCUGAAAGACGCAUGAGGAGCGAGCAGUUCUCUUAACGAGGGUCGCAUUUUUGCGCAUGCAGUUGUAGUAUCUAAUCUCUUCCGAAAAGGGUUUGUGACUAUCUCUUUGUCUUUCGACGAGUAAAAGUUGUAUAAUAACUAACGGCAAAACAUCGACAUCGACAAAUGGAGCGACACCGACACCCCUUUAUUUUUACCUAGAAGCCAGUGACUCUUCCUUCUGAUUGUGGAACGACCCGGAGCUGUACCCUAUGGGCGACCGGCGCGACCACCAUUUCGAGCCCAACGACAAUCCCCCACGACCCGCGAUUCCAACUGAUCAAUGUAAAAAUUUUAACCCUCACCAUCCCGAUCCGCACGGUGGCAUACAACAGCCAUGUGGAGCUGCUAAUGCCGGCCGCGACUUAGCAGUGCCGGGUAACACGAAUAGACGCUUCGAAAAUAACCGUGCGCGCUUUGUCCAAGAAGAGCAUGACGUACCCACCUACCCUUUACCCGUCGCCCCAGUUCCCACGCAAGCAACGUCGGCGUUGCAUACUGCGACCACGAUUGAACAAGCGGAAGUUUGUGGCCAUGCACAGGCUUAUGCCGGAGCCGGAGACUUUGGGGCCAGCGUGGGACACCAAGCAGAAGCUGUGCAAGACCGGGCUGCCCAAAAUGAGUGGCAUGCUGCGCACGAGGCGGAGCAGGGCCUGCCACCAGAUCGGGGAAUUAUAAUUCCACACGGCCGUCGCGCUUUCCAAGUGGAGAACCGCACCUCCUACGACGGUGCAGCUGUAGUGGGCACCAGUGUAUUUUCCGCCAGCAAAAAUUAUGGAAGCUCGUACUACCAAGACCAGAACGACGCCAGGAGGCCAGCAGCGACAAGCACGAUUGAGGAUGAUGUGAUAUUAAGAAGCGAUAGAGGUGCUGGAGCUCCUCCGGCGCGGCGCUCUGGCCGCGGCCAAGUGGAAAUACGGCCUGCGGCGACACCAGAUGACCUUGACCAAUAUUCGUCCUACAAUCCGAACAGAGAGACCACCUCCGAGAGAUCUUAUUCCUUGGCUGCUCCCAGGGUCAGACAUGAUGUUGAGGACCAUGCGGGUGUCACUGAUGCCUAUCGCGACAACAAGCACAAGAACUCCCGCACAGCCACAGGGCGGCUGGAAAACAGAGAAACCAGUUUCGAAAGCAGUGCCGACUGCGAAAACGGUGACAAACAGCCCGCCGCACCGCAGGAGCGACACCAAAAUGCUGGCCAAAACGACCAGCAGCCUCAAGGACUGCAAGACUUCGUCUACCAGGCGGACUUGCCAAAGGUGGCUGUGGUUGGCAUGUCAAACGGUAAGAACGAGCUACAGCGAAAUGUGGAGUCAGUGCUUCACCAGAAGCAAGAAGAAGCUCAGCCUGUAGCUGAAGCGGAGAAUGGUGGACGUCGCGGUUUUCAUAUCAGAAAUCCUCGCGACACUACCAGCUCUGGAUGGUGCAGCGACAAGGCCGACAACCACCAGGCCCCCGUCGUCCCGGAUCCCGCACCGAUAGCUCCCAGACGCGCGGAUCAAAAGGUCGAGCCUUCUCCCGCGCCUGAUGGCAUCCUCCGCGGUGAUGCAGAUCGCCGUUCGUAUGCUGAGAUUCCUGGCGAUAUCGAGGAUCCAGCCCGCGAUGCGAGUCCUGCGAACAUAAAUGCGCAGAACCAACAACAUGCGCCCGAGCCCGUAGUUAUUACCUCCGCGAGCUGCAGCACGAUCCCCGUCUACGGGCGCCACAACGCCCCCUUUCUCAACUCCCCGAGCGACAUACCGGAGUAUUUCAACGACGAGGACUGCCGGACUUCGUUAUCAAAUGCAAAAAUGUCUGGGUCUGGAAGAGUGAGCGAUUUGUCAUGCAGCUUUUCCAUGACCCAUGAGGUCUAUAAUGCAGGACCUAGCAUGACAUAUUCUGCGCGACCUCUCUCAUGCCUAUCCUGCAUGAGAAACCCCCUCCCGACUUGGUCAAAACUGGACGACUUUUGGUAAUCAUGCAACUCAGAUUCUUGCUUGUUUCAGAUUUAGCAUGACAAGUUGCAUUCUUCCAGACCCAGACAUUUUUACAUUUGAUAUUCGUACAAAGAAAACGACUCCCUACUCUCCACGGUUGCGUUUAUCCAGCGGAAAAACAUCGCUGUGACCGUAUCCUGAGUAAAAACGUCCCCACACCAGAGUCAGUAUUGGGAUUUUGCAACACAAACCUAGGAGUUUUGGGAGUCACGCAUGACAAAUUGCACUACGCAGUGUAGCGCUGGUUAGCAAGCGAAGCCGCAUCACAGAUUCAGCUGCUCAUCCUGUUCAGAGCAUCACAAAUUCCAAAACACGAUUGGAAAUGGCUCUCAUGGGGAUGCGCAUUACAAGUCGUCCUGUCUUUGCAAAUCUGCAUUACAACUUUGGUGUGGGUACGUUUUUACUCAGGAUAGACCGCCACCGCCCGCGUUGGCCCCGGCAUGGUCAUCUGCAUGGGGGAACAGGUGGUUGACAACCAUCACGUGGACUUCAACAAGCCGACUUUAUUGCUCGAAGUUGUGAAGCGGAUCGGGAAGGGCGGGUCGGCGGAGGUGUUCGAGUGCGUGGAUUUGCGAACUUGUGUGGGAGAUACAGGAUCAACUACAACGACCUCGGGAUCGGGGAGUCGUGGGGCCAACUAUAGCUCCAACCAUGACGCGUCGCGAAGUGGUCAGCACAAUGGAACAAGCAGCAGUGCAAGUCGAAACAAGGAGCAAGCUUCUCAGUUAUCCGUUACCCGCUACGCACUCAAAGUCGUCUAUGCUCGGGACGCGAGGCAAAUGCGCUCGUUCGCCAUGGAGGUAAACUGGCUGCGAGCUUUGCGGGACAAAAAUCGGGCAGCGAAGGCCGGAACUAGUACCCAGAAUGGUAGACACAACGCGGUGGACGAGCUGCGGGUAGUGAAGAUGAUCGGCGAAGCGAAAUUUUUUCCAAAAGACUUGGUGAUCCACAUUCUGUUGGAAUUCGCGGACUGUGGUAUGGGAUGGAAAGGGUUGUGUUGGUUUGUUUGAAAGAGAUAGUUAAGUUUCUCUGAUUCUAAACAGCGAUUCAGAAGAUGGCACGCGUUGAUGCGCGCGGCAAGAAGCAGCUUGUGCAUAUUCAUUGACUCGUAGGAGUCGUGCAGCCGCAGGCGCAUGUAAUUUGUCAUUGCCAUUUUGUACCACGCGAUAGAUGAGCAUGACAAAAUAUCCUCUCCAUUGGACAACCAACGCACCUCCUUUCCCCUCCGAUACCCAACCUGCACUCCUUUCUUCGGAAAAACUACGAAAUCUUCUCUAUCUACGAUAUUCGCAAUCUCUGGCGCGACAUGGUCGCUGGCGUCGCGGCCAUCCACAGCCUCGGGUUGAUCCACUUUGACCUGAAGCCCGCGAAUUUUCUCAUCGUGGACAACAUCGUGAAGGUCUCUGACUUCGGCCUCGCGCGGGGGAUCAACAAGGAUGAGGGCAUCACCCAUGUCUCCCGCGACCGCCAGUGCGGCACGCCACGCUACAUGCCGCCCGAGGCGUUCUACCAACCGGACGAGGGGUCGGCGAGUUUGAAGAUGCGCCCGGCGGCCGACGUCUGGGCCUUGGGGAUCAUCCUCUACCAGUUGCUGUACGGGCGGGCGCCGUACGAGCAUUUAGAGGGCUGCGGGAUGCGGGCGCAGUUCGCCGUGGCGGAUUCCCGGGUCCGGAUUCUGUAUUCGAAAUCCCGCAGGUGGGAAGAGCAAGACGCGGCGCUAUUCGGCCAUCUGGUAUCACUACUGCAGGUCACGCUGCGGUGGCGGUGGGAAAGGCGGUGGGACGCGCAGACGGUGCUGAAGUAUUUGGAGACGCCAGAAGGAGAUGAUCUUCAGAAUGAUUUUGCGAAUUUGCAGCCAGGCCAAGUAGGUCGUGGAGGAACCACGACCAAGAAGAGACAGCAAAAGCUGCUACUGAAAACGCCGAAGAACCUGGUCAAUGAAGAAGACAUGAAGGGGAAGACGACGAAAUGGAAGGGCCGCCGGCUGUCGGACAUUUACGAAGAGGAAUACAUCGAUCAGACGGCGUUUUUACCGCUUUUGGCGAAACAAGAGAGCUACUCCUACAACUCGACGACUGCUCUCGAGGGCACUACCGGUGGUGAGGGAGCGGGGUUAUCGGCACGACGGCAGAAUGGUCUUGGACAGCAGGAUGACGAUGGCGCUAGUACAGGCCAAAUCGACGGAGAGGACGGGGCUUCAGCUGGCGAGGGAAAAGAUACCAGACAUGGCAAGCGAAAGUUCGAAAAUGAACCACCAGAAGAGCACGAGCCAGAGCUGGUGUCAUCCUCUGAGGAGGAGAUGGAUGGGAUAAAUGUUCAGGAACUACCUCCUGAAAGGGAAGGAGCCGAGAAUGCCUCUCUGUCACAUCAGCAGCCUCAGAAGGCGGAAGAUGACACAGGAAGAGACGUUGCUCCUGCUUCCAGGAACAAGACCGCAUGCUUGGCAUCUGCGACACAAAGUUUCGACGAGGAAGCGCAAAGAGACACGACGAGGACACCAAGUUUUUGUGCACGUGAAGAUGUUCUUGACCACGAGGACCUUACGCAAGACAAAUUUCACCCCCUGAUAGAGGACCCCUCCUCAUCCUCAACAUCCUCCGCGGGCCCCUGUGCCGCUUUUUUGGCCUCCUCGCUCUCAACCAUCAUCAUCAGCAUCGUCGCCGUUUGUCUUCUCGCUGGCGCCACGGGCCUGGCGGUGCAUAUGGGCAACGUUAGCGAGGGGAACAAACAAAAAGCAGAGCUGGGAUCAUCUGGGGACGAGUAUCCGUUUGGCGGCUUCGGCGGCGGGUAUAAGCCGAAUAUUCUGGUCCCGACACGAAUCUUCAACGGGGAUGGAGGUGGCGGUGGCGGUAGUGGUCCACAUGGAGGAAACCCUAGCGGCCCACCAAAAGCUCCUCCGCAGCAUCAGCCGCUUUCUCCUCCUACUCAGAGCUCCCCUUCAUCCGUGCUCUCGAGCUUGUUACCCCCAGGACCCGCUUACGCCCCGGAGUUUCUAGCGCCGGCGAAACCAAAGGCAAAACCCGCUGCUCCGACCCCUGGUGGUGCAGCAGGACCGGCGCCAGCACCGGCCGCUCCCGGGCCUCCUGCACACGUUGCAGGGCCUGUUUCCGCCCCUGCGCCAGUAGUGGUUCCUGCUGCUGCGGUGCCGGCUCAGCCGACAGUACCUGCUGAGCCGACCGCGGCUUCGACUGCAAGUCCAGGAAUUGCAACCAGUUCUGCUGAUUCGGAUGCUGGAGAAGCUCAAGCAGGUGAAGUACCAGCAGCAGGAGCUGGGUCACCAUCAUCUGCUCCGUCCGCGUCAUCGCCUGAUCCCCCGGAAAGUGCUGAUCAGACGGGUAGUACGAGUGGUAGUCCCAGCACCGGGCAAAGGACGAGCAGUGCUGAGCAAAACCACGAAACGGGAGCACAGCAAAGGACAAGAGAAGGCGAGGAAGGAAACCAGUCGUCGGAAACUACCAGCCUUCAUCAGGAUGCUGAGCUACAGCAAGGCCAAGAACUUAUCCAUUCUGCUGCCACAUCAAGUAUUCCUGCGCAGCAGGAGAUGUUGCCGCAGCAAGACGGAACAGACACCGCGCAAACGCGACCGCGAACAGGCACUUCCGACAGUGCGGAACUACAGUCCACGACGGCUCCGAGUAGUGAUUCGGGUUGUGGCGUUGAUGUUGGAUCUGACCAGUCGGCAGCUGCGGGUAGUGGCAGGACCGAUCUUGUUUCGGACCAACAUUCAAGUAGCGCAGCUACUCCAAUGAAUCCGAGUGUGAACAACGAGAGCGGUUCUGCGCAAGGUGCUUCUGGUACUGGAAUGAGCGAUCGUGCGGAAGGAGAAAUUUUUCCUGGUUCCUCAACAUCCACUGGGACUGCUGGCGCAGCGGGCAGUGAUAUUCAAUCUAGUCGCGAUGAGGUCGUUGCUGCUCCGCAAACUUCAGCUUCGAAUCCAGCAGCAGCUGCAGGAGGUAGUGUUAGCCAAGAAGAGCCGCGUCCGCAACCAGGUCCGAGUGCCCCUUCCGGGGAAGGUUCAGCCUUACUGGAUUCGGGUGGCGAUGGCGGGGAAGUUGUUGUGUCUAAUCCCGGAGAUUCUCCCACACCAGGCACUGAAGGAGACGUCGGACGACUGGGAGAACAUGGACGCGAUGUGAGUCCACUUGUUCCUCAUGCUCCAGCACGGGGAAGGCGGGGUGUGGAGGACGAUGUCCCUUCUAUCGGGACCCCCUCGAGGUCGAUGUCGCCACCCGGCGGACGUCGCAGCGACCGCGACGCAUCUCCAGAUCCGGGUGCCCGUCCCGGCGCGGCUACAGGCGGUGGUGGCGAUGACGAUAAUCACAGCAGUGCAGAUGAUGGUGCGAGAAAUUGUGAUGGUGACACCAAUUCGUCGGUUUGCGGUUAUGACGACCAGUUUGACUGGAAUGAAGACGAUUUCGAAGACGCGGGCUCAUCUUCUUCCCACGAUGGGGAAGAAGAUGAUCAAGACGAACAAGGAGUUGGCAGCGCUUCUGAAAAUGCGCCCGAGCCGACGUCGGAGACCGGGCGCGGAGAAGAGGACCUCCACUGUAACCCGGCCUCGCCCGCUGUUGCACCCAAUGACAACCUAUCGACAGACACUGUUCUACUUGGCCCUCUCGCCGCACAGGGCUCCAGCUCCUCAAGCUCAUCUUCGGCACGGCAGGACGCGGCAGGUGAGGUAGUCGGCACGCAGGCCGCAGAAGGCCUCGGUAGCCACGACCCACAAGCGCUUGCUGCGCUAGAUCAUGAUUUGUAUUCCAACGUUCCAGAUCUGAAGACCCGGCAAGAUCACGGGAUAAGCUGCGAAGACCUCUUCUUAGAAGUGCUGACCGAGCGCGUCGAGGGCAACAGGAAACCUGGAGAUUUCUGGAACGCAGACAUUGAUCUUGACUGGGACCAUCUCGCAGUAGCAAAUCGAUUCUUAGCAGCACAUCUUGGCAAUCAUGACCCGCCACCGUAUCCGACUGAGACGCGUUUCGAUCCUGAUACGUGGAAGGUAGAGAACCCCAUGAUUUUCUUAUUUUUCUGGCUCAGUCGCUGUAAAUGUGCGCGAAUAGCACUGAAUCCUAGCAUCUGAUGGAGAAGUGCUCGUGCGCUUUUUGCGUGAUGAUGGUACGAUACGUCGUUCUUUCGAUUGUGACGCAGGGCAACAAACUCGAAACACAAAUAAUCAGGUAAGUACAAUCAUGGCAAUGAUGCCGUUCUGCAAGAUCAAUAACACUCAGUUAUUCCAUCCGCAGUACGGAUAUCUGAAAACACGCGGCUGGCCCACUGUGGAAGCGACGGUUUACGGUGCAGAGCGUCUGCGGUCCGGCUGCGUGCCGCAAGACAAGGAAUUUUUCGUAAAAGUGUGGAAUUUCGUAUGUGCGUGUAAGCUGCCUAUUUUCAACUUGCGAGCCCACGGCCCACGAUCCUUUAUUGCAGCCUUCUUUGCAUCGUGUUCUUGCGUAUCGCUUGUGUAGCUCCCAAGCCAUAUAAUGGAGAUAUACAUAGAUAUUCAUAUUCGGCUGACAGGCCGUAUACAUUGCUUACUGUCUGAAAAUGAACGAGCAAGUGCGCUGACAUUGCAGGGUCGUGGGACGCCUACAAGAGAUGGCUGAGCGUUUCCUUUCGAUAUUACUUUCACGAAAGCUUGCCAGCCACACCGAACCGCGAUGGCUCAGGCGCCGCUGAAGGCAAGCCAGUUGUGGUGUGGGAUGAUCCAUUCGGAGUCUCGUCCCGCACCACGAUAAACACUGAGGGAACGAAUACGCUGCAGGCUUCGCUGCAGGCCUACAUUAUGGGCAACGGCGCGGAUACAGAUGCAGAAGCUCUGGCCGAGGGCACGAGGAAACAUAUUCUGCGAGAGGAGCGGUGUCGGAUCGGCAUGGUGGCAGAGUACUUGUUCCAAGGGAUGCGAUUCCUGGACGAAUUCGAAGCCUACAACUUCAGAGGAGCGCCUUACGGUAUUUCGACGUUGCAGUGCUGCAGAAUAAGGUUGUGAGCACACGUAGACUGAUCAACCGCCCACUAUUAAAUCACGCCCAGGUUCAGCAGAAUGAAUAUGUUGAAAAGUCUGAGUGAAUAUUCUUGACUUCGUCCCAGCAUGAUUAUACAUAAAGCCUAAAAUCUUAAGUACUUAAAUUAUAUCAACGACAGGUUAUUGCCUGAAUCCGCAUCCCCGCCCGAGGGAAUUCCCAUCCCGGGAAUGGCCAGAGCUUUUUCUGUACGAGACGAAGUUUCUUACUGGUCGUCGGGACCUUCUCCGAGAACCGCCACAGAUAUCUCCUAUACACCAGCACUGGCAUUAUCAUUUUCAAGAAGAGUUUCAGAAGCGCGCAGACUUUUGGCGGCGAGAGUCUACUGGCAACGGCGCGGAGUGGUCUUAUAUGCACUUCCGCUGGACUUGGAUCUGGGCACGCUACAUGGACUCUUCACCGGUAAUGCAGGGUCAGGAUUCGCUUCGGUUCUCCAGUGUUGCAAGUUUCCCCGGGUUCGAAUCCAACUACGGAAGAAACGUUACGACUUGAAAUGUUGCCGAAGAUUUACGUCUUGCAUUCUUUGGGGGCUGAGUUGGAAAGUUCAUAGAUAUCAAUGCUACGGUUGUGCUUCCUCGAUGCCGCCUCACUUGUAUGUUCCGUUUAUGCAAAUGCGUAACUGCGACCACGGAAACGAUUCGUAUUCGGUUCAGACCCCGCUGAACUUUCCAAAAGCCCGGAGAAGCAAGCAGUGAGUCUUCGCUAGUUUUUUUGUGCAUGCUGUCCUUCAAUCCGCGUGUCGAUGAGGAGAUCAAACGAAAGUUCGCCUCCGUGCUGCAGCCGCUUGGAUUUUUCUAGAAGAAAUUGUAUUUGCAGCUGACAUCGCCGAGGUGGGUGUUACGGGGAGGACUUGUGUCAUCAUAGUGCUUACUUGUGCGCAAGAAACGGGAACGGCAGCUGCAUCAUACCAGCAUCAUCUUUUUGCAGCGACAAGAAUUCAUGGUAGAACGAGGAGUACGUACAGACACACAUCCAUACGGACUUUCUCAAGCAAGUACUUUGAUUGAGACUUGAAUUGUCUUUCACAAAAUAUUGUAAGAUUCGUGGUAGACGAGGACUAGUUGACUCAUCACAGAGAUGGAAACUGAUCAUAGCAACCGCCUCCAGGGGGGCCGCCGCAUUUGCUUCCUGAUUCUAUUCAUUUUCUCGCGGGUGCAAAUGGAUGAGCAAGCUGUAUGAUCUUCGCGUGUUAUUUGAAAAAGAACGCCAGAAUGCGCGCUCGAAGACCAAAUUCAAGAUGGUUCAAAUAAUUUGUUUGAGGCACCAACACUAGCUCUUGAAAUUGAAUAAUCGCUAUGUGCGGUCGGAGGAAAGAUCAACAUCAUUGAAGUUUUGGAAGCGGCCUCUUUGCUACACUGAACAAUUACCGCACAACAAUUCAUCAUUUUUAACGUCCCCAGGAAGCAGCGACAUUUUUCUAUGGCAUACGGAAAGGAAUCCAUAUUUUAGCGGAAAUCGCCUGAGCUUGUACCUAGCUGGAUAGCAUACAUAGAUCAAUCCAGAAGUUCACAACCCUGUAUAAUCCUUCUUUUGCAGAAUACAUAUUUUAGAUACCCAUUAUUUUGUAUGAUCCGAUGUAAUAGAUGAAUUUGAUUUUCUUUGGAAGUGUGUCGUGUUGCCGUCUAAGUGGAGCUGAGUCUCAAAUUGAAUGAUGUGUAUUUGCGAAUCAAUAAUGGUACCUAAUAAAUUGGUAAGAGAAUAGCUAUAGCAUAUUUCGUCAUUGGUUCAGUUGUGUCAUGAUUGUUAGAAUUCACUCAAGAUUUUGCUAGAGAACAUCAUCAAAACGUUGCCCGGUAUGAAGAAGAAAGUCACUCCGAAGCAUUGAGAUAUAUUUGUGUCCGACCCGUCUGAACCUGAAGUGGACGUCGCGAAGACGCAACUCUCACUACUGAAAAUGAAUGUCCUACGCAAAAUCGUGGGGCCGUCGGGCCUCCUGGCAUGUGGGUUGUUGACCUGCGUGGGAGCAGUUCCAGUCCACGACGAAAACACUCACAAGAAAGAUAGGCUGCAAGCCAACUCGUCCUCCUCUUCCCGGAGGACGCGCAGUCAUGUGGAGACAUCAGCAGGAGGUCAGUGCGAACGCGGACGAACGCACUCGGGUAGCGCGUGCCGGGGUAGCGCCGAGUCGUCACACCGCACAAGAAACCUUUUAGGCGACAUCAAGGACAUUGAACCUGGUCUGCUACUUUCUGGGCAUACGGGCCUCUUAAACGAGAACAACGGAAUUCUCAGUUUCUUGUCUACAAGCGAUGCAGCCGCGAUUCUGCAAACGAGCAAGGGGAAAUCCCAAGCAGACGCACUUGGCGCAAGGAUUGCUACCACUGCGCAGGCGCAACAAGAAGAAGGCAGGUCCCUUGAAAGCCGCACGGACAGUUGCGAAGACCUGUACUUGGAAGUUCUUCGCGAAAGAGUGGGCCAAAAGAUGCCCCACGAGUACUGGAAUACAACGGUUGAUUUGGGAGCAGACUAUUUGCAAAAAUUCCAAGAAAAGGUCGAGAGACCGCGAGAAGAGGGCGGGAAACGGGUUGCGCCGGCCGCAACGGACUGGAGCGUAUUAAAGAUAGAUACUUUGUAGUCAUGCUCGUGGGUGCAUUUUUUUUCGAAACACACUAGGAUAUAAAAUCAAAUACUGGCGUGGCUUCUACGUUUGAUUUUGACGGCAAGUUAUGAUCUACGCGUCUAGUAUCAGGAGGAGAAAAAGCAGAAGCUACGUCGAUAUAAUGUAUUAGCCUGUUGAUGAUAUGCACAACGAAGGCGGCAGCAAGGGCCUUUAAUUUUGACAUCAACUGGAUAUUACUUACCCCAGGUACGACUUCUCAUGACCAUGGUGAGAGAAACGUGCAAUCCUGCUACGGUGUACGAGACGUCUGGCAGUGUUUCUCUGACAAUUCCCGCCCUGUAUGACGCUGAUAAGCUCAAGACUGGAUGUCACAAAAGCGACAAAGCGUUUUUUCGAGAAGUGCUGGAUUUUUUCCACGAACAUUCUGUGAGAGGAAAACCACGGAAGCAAAGUAAGAGUCAACAAUCCGCCACGAAGACCCGAAAUGUUGUAAUUUGGAACCCGCCAGUGGCCCAUGCAUUUUUCCAGUACAAUGGGAAGACGGAGGAUGAUACAGCUUCAGUGGCCCCUGCGGACUUUGCGAGGCCUGUGAACAUGGCGCGGAAUCGGCGACACCGCAACGUGUUGGAAGCGAGGUGCCGUCUGGGUAUGGCAACGGAACUGCUCUUCCAGAACUCGUCAAGACUUUACAGUUCGCUGAGUUUUCCGAUUAAGCAUGGUACGUCUAGUGUGGUGGAUGGCUGUUUUAUACCGUGGUCAAUUUGAAUCUGUCUCUGUUUCUGUUGAUGUGUUGUAUUUUUUUGACACAUACGACUAGUGGAAUCUUGUGUGCCUGUCAUGUUCAUAUUACGCCAUUCGGGUUUUGCUGCACAGCUCGCAUCCCGCGAUUGAUAGGUGAAGCGCUCUCUAUUUGCAGUCCGAUUACAUCCACACACUCUAUGAAUGUUCUUUAGCGCUCGUGAUCAUAAAGUUAAGCGGCAGUAAGGGUCAUUCAGAGCAAAAAAAAUUUGCUUCAGGUUAUUGCCUAAGUCCGGAGUUGCAGGAAGACUACAGACGGAACCUGUUUGUCAGCCGUGACCCCUUAAACGAGGAUUGGUAUCCACUUUUCCGGAAAAUGUUCCGCCAAUUCGCUCGCGAGUGGCGCAGAGGUUCCGAUGGAAAGAGCCUGCGCUGGUCCUAUGACCAAUUUCAGUGGGAUUGGAGAAGUUUCCACGCAAAGCGCCUUCGAAAUAUCUUCAAGUACCAAAAACGCCCUGGCCGCCGGGCAGAGCCGUUCCCAAAGAUGCUAGCGGAGAACCCGGAAAGGUACCUCGUGUUUCGGCCAACGAGGAUCGAUGACGAAUUUUAAGCUACGGUCUUGGCCAGCUUGUCACAGAGGUCAAACUCGGCCUUUUACAAUUGUUGUAGGAUAAUUUUGGGGUGCUGCCGCUGCCAUUCAUUUCCAUAGCGCUCACCCUUUUGAACGUUUUUUUUUGACAAGAACUAACUUUUUUUGUAAAAUAUUCAUAUUGUGGUCGUAUACCUGCGCCUGCCAAAAUUUGACUUUUUCUUGUAAAAGAUAUUCACUCUGGUCGCAGAUUAAGCAUUGCAAAUAAUAAAAACAAGUCCGUAUGAUGAAGUCGUCCGUCCUCAGCGACGUGCCUAUUUGAAGAUACGUAUUUUACUCGAUUGCGAUUGUUUCCGCUCCACAACCGCCGGGCUGGCGUCAGCGUUGAUGGCACCCAAGGGGGCAUAAUUGAUUUCCUCAAAAGGAAGUGGUUGUGCGCGCACGCAGAAUGAGUGCAUUGUAUGAUCGCACGGGUCGGCCUGAAUCACGUAUGGCUUAUUUAAUGGAGCGCCAUAUAGAUAACUGCCUGCAGGAAGCAGAGCGACUGUGCUGGGCUCAGGUCACUGUUGCAGCCGCUUUGGAGCAGUGUUCGUUUCAAAUUCAGGAUCCGAAAUCCACGUUCCGAUUAUAACGUCGUCACGCUAGCUCAAAAGACCAAAAUUGAAAUUCAAACUCUUCGCUCCUUUGAGUCUGUAUCGAUUUAUGUAUGAGCCACUCCACCACCGACGCCAUUGAAGGUGAAAUUCGGUUUUACGUUUACCUUGUAUUUGGUUCCCACAAAUGCAAAUGGAGGAUCAAAAUGAGCAAGAGCAUUUCCCGCGGUCUAGUCCGCAUUCUGUUGCUCCCUAGUCAAGAAGACCUGGUCUCCCUGCAUAUUAGACAAUCGGAUCUCGGACGCUCAUUGAUCUUAGAAGAAAAUUGAAAUCCGAACGAAGCACAUGGAUGUUCUCACAUACUGUAUGCAUUGAAAGGCUUUCAAAAAGAUGAGUUCCUGUCUUUCUAUGAAAUUUCAAUGCAGGAGAAGCGUGUCUCGUCAAGAUCAAUGGCUAAGUAAUCAUCCGGGAAUUUUCAAGGAGCAACAAAGUUUUUACAACCUCAACUGCCCUGUGCAGUAUUUUCUUUUGAUCGGAACCGCAGGCGGGGUAGGUAAUCUAAUGUAUUAACCUAUUUUCAGAUUUGAAUUUGAUCAAUACUGCUGCUAGGGUUUUCGUUAAAAAUACAGCCAAGGCUUUGGCUUUCGCGAGAUUUUGAUAGGCUUUCGUAGUUGUCUAUUCCUUGCGGAUCUGGUUUCCAUAAGUAAAUAGCACUAGCAGGUAGAUCUAGACAUCGUGAGACCGCGUUGAGCCGUCCCUGUUUGGAAUAUGACGUCUUCUCGUUAUCGGCAUCGGCGCGCCUCCGUUGGUGGCCUCUUGCGGCCCCUAUCGGUGUGUUCCAUUUUGGUUUCUUUGGUGCUAACUUGUGUACUUGCGCGUGCGCUGUCUUCGGCUCAUGGUAGCGGUCCACAGUCCGCGGGAGGAUCGGCCAGCGCGGCAUCAUCUUGGAGACUUACUGCACGGAGGAAUCAUUGUGGGAAGUGUGAAAAUUGCGAAAUCUACAUGAAUGCUUUCGAGGAGCUGAGGAAAGGGACCCUGCGGGCUUCUCGCAACCAUAAUGGCUUGGGCCUCUCUACUACUGAAUCCGACAGAGUUAUGGCCGAUUUGUUCGAGAUCUUGGGCCGCGAAUUGGCGUUGCUGCAGGGACAGAGCAUCGAGAACGCCCUGGUUCCUUGGGGCAAUGGGCUUGAUGUGCAACCGGAACGGGUGCUCCGACACAUCCUGCGCUUGCGUGGAUUAUCGGAUCAUCAGACAUGGAAGGCAGCCCUGACAACAUGCCACCAGAUGGUUUUUAGAUUCGACGAGAGCAUUCUCAUUGAAUCGCCACAGAUGAUUUUGCUCCCUGCCUGCAUGCGUAUAAUUGAUUUUCAGCUUUAUUGUUUAGCGCAAGUUGACGUUUAUUUUCAGAUUCACAGUCACAUCAACCAGCGCUGCUUGCUUCUAUCUUUUGCGAUCUUGUUAACUUCACGAAGCUGAUCAUGUUACAUGAAAUCUGGGAAAAAAUCCGUCUAUUCGGGUCGUUUCCCUACGGUAGCAAUUAUCUGCAGGUCUUUAAUACACCGAUAUUCAUAUUGAUAUUGUUUGGUGGUUCUAGAGCCCAUAGUUCUGAAUUUUGAUUUUUUCUGUACACAUCAAUGCAUCACAGGGGAAGCUCAAGCGGCAGAUCCGAGGCAGUUUGAAAUGUGGAAACGCACAGAGAUGUUGGAGUUUACGGAAGCUGACUCACCAGCGGAGCAAGCAAGAAAAAAGAGAGAGCGGUAUUGUCGCUUGAUGUAUGUGAUGUACGUCGGCAAAGACGGCCCGAGCGGUGGCGCCGACCAGGGCGUAGUUGUGUACCAGAGAAAUCGCGGAAAGGAUAUGCUCGACGACGAUUUCUUCGUGAGGACGCAAUUGGACCAUGCAAAAAAUGACUGCAGGGAGAUGCCAGGUAGAACUAUGAUCUUGUGUAUUUCGCGAGAGUACUAUGUUGCGCUUGUCUGGGUGGUUGGUCAUUUUUGGAAGAUGGGCAGCUCGCUCGUUUGCACGAAUAAGCACCGUCCUGAAUAUCUGUGCACGAAUAAGUACCGUCCUUGUAAGACGACCCAGUACAUAAACGGGUUUAGGGUUCCGGCUUUUGUUCAGGCCAGAGAGGCGUCCACGCUGCUCUUUCCUAGUCGUGUGCCAGGCUGCGAACAGAUGUAAGCCCGCUCCUGUCUAUCGAGGGACUGAGUAAGAGGCUCCGCCAAUCACCACCUAACUCCUGUCCUGUCCUGCUAGAUCUCAAAGUCGCGGUCCGUCCUAGUCUGGCACUGUACGAAGUUGCGACUGCACGCGCUCAAUGACGAAAAACAAAAACGUCAGGUCCUGAUGCUACAGCGUCGUACGCAAAGUUUGUGCAGCUUGGUGUCUCAACAUGGGGCGGUGGCCGUACACGUCCUCGAACAGCUGGUAGAGAGCCGGACUUUUUGGUUGUCGCGCCAACCUUUCCGGUUUUCAUGGGCCGCAGACUUAAACAUGCGUUUUGGCCAGUGCUCGGCGCGCUUCGUGCGUAUAAGGAAAACGCUGAUCGGCUUCCGGGAUACACACCGCUUCCGGAGAAUGGCAGUCUUACAAGAGCGCGCUUUGAGAGUCUCGCAGAGCAUUCUCUGCAACCAGGAGGACAGAUCGCGGCACCUGAGCCUGAUCCUCGAAUCAACAACACCAUGCACCACUUUUCGUUCUUCGAGCCAGCUAUUACGAAUACAUUGGCCGGCAACGUAAUUAGUAUGGGCAUCAUCCACAGUGGGAUAAGCGAAGCAUUCCAAACACUGAGCAUCCAAGCCGGCCCUGCUCUGCCCGCCAACUUGGGCCUUCGACUUGGGUUUGGCACGCCGCCGCGUCCAGGUACUUGUAGUUCUAGCUUGACUCUACUUUUCAUUUAGACAAAGGAUCAACUUGCGGCUGCCUGCAAUAAACGGGACUUGUAGGGCAGAAAUGGCAAAGAAUGUGACUUCUAUUUGCCGGGAGGUAAAUCUACGUAUGCUAUGAUGAAUGGCAUCACAUGGAAUCUCGUCUUCGGCAGGACAAGACGGCUAAGAUGGAUACCAAUUAUGCAAUCGAUACAGGCCAUCCGCCGCCAGGAAGUGGUAAUGAUGGCAGAGGCGACUUUUUUCCGCCCGGCGAUGAUGACGAUGGUGAUCAGCCUGGGGGCAAGAGAAAACCGGGGCCCGCAGAUGUGAAAAGAAAGCCUCCAACAAAGACAUCCCGUGGUGGGACAGGGACGGGUAGUCGCGACGUUGCGUCGCCAUCGACCACAGCCGGACGGCGCCAGGGACCUGAAGGGAAUGCAUCGCUCACCUUUUUGGGCGUCGUGGUACUUGGGAGUGAUAAACCUGGAUCAGCGGUAGGAUGGUGGAACAAAGAACAGCUGACACGAAGGCAGCAGAGGCUUGACUUUGGAGAAACCCUCCGAAUGGCCGUUGCGAACGCAGCGCCGAGGCUGGGGCUCCUAUUCGCGGACAGCUACCUGUUCGUUCGUGGGCUGGACCGAUUUGCAGGGAAGACACUGUCGUCAAAGGAGCAGGAAGAGCAGGAUGCGAGCCAGGUAUCAUCCGAUUUUAUUUUCUCGGGCCUGCAGCUUUGCACGUCUUUUUUCAGAAUUACGCAGUAUAUCGUAGACCCAGACUCAUGUAUAUGGCUACGGAGGCGAGGAGUAGGCCUAUGGUUUUACAGUGUUAGGAGAUUUUUUGUUUGGUGAUGUCUCCAUGUUGUCAGCACUAGUUCCUCGUAAGCACCAAGUUGAUAUAAUGGGGAAAACAAGGACAUGGGCUUUCUAAUUGUUUGCGUGUAGUAGUACUGCUCAUGAUCUGACAUAUUGGCUGAAAUACGAAAACAGCUGGCGCUGAUUGCCCGCGGUGCUAGAAACGAUGGCGUUUUGACGAUUGCAACCUGGAAACGCUGCGAGGCAGAGCUUUCUUCCGGACAAAUUUUUGUCGCCGGUGUCCUGCUUCAGCAGCUUGCGCGACUCGCGGGUGAGAGUGUACAAGGCACUAUCGGCGGAGGCGUGGCUAUGCACGUUGCUGCCGUGUUUGAAAAUAUCUUGGCGUGGAGGAAAUCCCCUGCGUCAGAGGAUGUUGGCGGGCGCGUCGCAGCUGAAAGAGACACGAUUGGAAGCAUCGCAGAAAUGUUCGCCGGCACAACCGACAUUCUUAAUCGGGAACGAGCUCUCACUACACCAGCGGAGACUGCUAAUGCCCCCACCAUGGUGGUUGGGCAGCUGACCAAGCCUCCAGCCUCCCUUUUCCCAAAGGCAGCCCAAGGAAGUACAGGGACCGCGGGCCGCAGUUCGGGAGGCCCGCCAAGGACAGGAAUGUCUUCCGGUCGCAGUGGUGCUAGUAAAGCCACCUUAAGUAAUGUCAGCCAGCGCGACUCUGGCAGGGCCGCGCGGCGAUCUCGAACAAAAUCGCCCGGAAGCGACGGGGCGAAGAAGGCGCUGGUGCUCGACCCUCCCUCCGUUCGGAGCGGUAGCAGGCUUCGGCUACACUCUACAGACAAAACAAAAUGGGAGCAGCGAGCGGACGUAUUGACAAUCGGGGGUUACCGUGAAAUUCCUGAAAAGAAAUUGGACGCCAGCAGCGUGCAGAUUAGCUUUUCAGAGCCUAAAACAGAUGAGCUCGACGCAGAGGAGCUUGCGGAGGUGUCCGGUGAUGAAGAAGACUCUGGCUCCGCGUCCACCAGUUCUAGCAGUAGUUCAUCUAGUACCGAAUCCGAGGAACAACAGAAGAAGACGCACGCUAGAGCCAACGCAUCUUUGGAGCACCUGCAACAGGAGCUCGGCACAAACCUGUACGACAAUUUUUUCUUGUCCUUUAUGAACCACAUCCGCAGGCGGAGCGGCAGAUACGAUAUAGACGCGGAACACAUUUUGCGACACUUGAUUUUCAAACUGGGUCCCCGCCUUCAGGACUUGCCCUUGCACAAUGGAGGGUUCACCCACGCCCAAGGAUUCAGUCCGACAAAGGUGCUCCGGGAAAUUGCUUAUCUCGCAUAUUUAUCACACGGAAAAAUGUACCCGCUGGGACGCCAUCUAUUGUUUGUCACUCCCAUACCCAAACGAAUGCAGCUGUACAAGAUGAUACGCGCCUGAUAAUACGGCUAAAGCUAAUCAACCGAGAGCCGCGCUCAUGAGGAAAAGAGACGGGGUUUGCAUUGCGAACAACACCAAACUUUAGGAAUAUAAAUAUAUUGAUCCUCGCCACAGCACUGUGGAAGAUGGAAUGCGGUGUAAUUUAAGAAUGUCUCCGAUCAGCAAAAGUGAAAUGAGUGGUGUCAGGCGGGAGCUUUCCGUGUGACAACAAGAACUUCCGAUGGACGAGUGGAAGAACCGCGUCGCCCGCUGCACCGAGAUGAUCUUUGGUUUCGACACGGGCCCAGACCAGCACAUCUAUGUGGAAACCAGACAGAUGGUUCUGAUACCAGCCUGCGUCGGUAUAAAUAUAUUUUGGAAAAAAAUAUUAGCGUAGAUUUCUUUGCGAGGCGCCAUUUUUCUCGCAUUCGGACACCCUUGACAAGUAGCCCUGCUUCAGUUGCUCCGCGUGCACUGUAGACACGUCAACUUCAAUUUUUUUUGAGUUUUCGUGCUUGGGCAAGUAGGUCGGUACCCAACAUAGACGGCCAGGCCCCAUGCUGCAGCCGCCUCAAUUCUUUUCGAUAAACAUUUCAUGAUGAUCUAAAACCCCGCAGCUGAAAUCGAAAAGUGGGAAAAAACCUACCUCCCCGGAGACGCAGCCUCCCUUGACGAGAAGAAGAGUCGCUAUUGUCGGUUGCUCCACGUCAUGUACUCGACGGCGUAUGAAAAUGCGUACAGAGCUCCAGGGAAGCGUUUUGUCUUUCCGGCGAUAUACAUCGACGAGGCGUUUCGAGACGCGGCAGAUGUUUGCACCCCACCUGGUACCAUCAUUGUUUGGGUUUUGUGUAAGUUUUUGCAUAAAAGGUUUCCAAAACGUUAUCCGCGUUCUUUCUGGACGUGUGGAUAAUUCCUGCUCUGUUCUCACGAAUCUCCAAAUGCCGCCAGAUUUGCAUUACAACAGGCAUGUUUUGAAUUAGAAUUACUAGCACCAAUUGUAUUUCGUUCUCGAGUCUGGGAACUAAAUAUCAGUUUGUACCUAUAGUACUCGUCAUGUGUAUAAUUUCUUCUCCGAAAACAUCUACAGUCCGGCUGGACCUUCCUCAUCGAGAAAACGGCAAGCUUUUCUACGCGACCCUGAAAACGCAGCUGCAUGCGAAUGGCCCCAUGAUGGAGGUGUCCCGAGCGUUUCCAGUUCUGCGUGACGACACCGUAGGGGACCUGCAGAAGCGGUGUGCGGCCGCGUUGGAAGGGUACGUCCAGCAUGCCAACCGCACGGGCGGCGAGGUUUGGGCAGACCUGGUCUUGUCACGUGGUAUGACCGCGUGGUCUGACCACGUGAAGAUAUUGAGAAGCAAACCGGCAGAUGCUUUUCGGGUGUUGCUGUGGGAGGAGGUUCGUGAACCCCAGCAUGGCAGCAACGGCCCUAGACGUGGGAAACUUUGGAAACGGUGGGACAGGUUGCGCGACCAAGUAGCUCCCGGUCAGCAGGAGCAGGACCUUUCGUGGGAAGAAGUCUCGCGACGUGAUCUACGCCGAGUCAUUGAAGCAGAGAAGCGGGGAGAAGUCUUGCGCGAGCAGCGCGGAAAGGAGUACGAGUACCUCUCCGGUACUUUUGCUUUCCGAGACCAGGGGCGAUUGCUUGUGGAAGUUUUGCUGAGGAGCACUCUGCCGACGCGCCUGAGGCCCGGGUGGAGGCCUUUUGAUGAGGAGCAAGCAGGAGCAGAAGACGAGGCCCCAUAUCCAAAUCCACCUUUCCCUGUCUACAAAGCCGAACUAGAGUUGGUUCGCUUUCCGCUGAAGCCUGGGCAGUUUUGCCGAGGUAAGAACUGACACUUUCGCUGAUCUUUGUUGUAUGUCGUGGGAAGUUUAUUGACCAAUGCAUGAUCUCUGCCAGCCCGUGGUGUCUUGUCGUGAAUAUCUGGUUGGUACACCACGUUCCCCGGCCGAGAUGGAAAAAUGCUAUUAGAUUGUAGGACCUAAUUCAACAUAGUGCAGUGGUGAGGCAGUGACAAUGAUAUAAAAUGCCUUUGCAGGUGGUCACCCUUUUCGCUCCGACGGUGGGCACGACGGCGACAGCAGUGAUGCUGAUUCUUCGGGGUCUGAGGACUGGAUGCAACAGCUCUUGCGGGACCAGUCGCUAUGGACUGGGCCGGUGUACCGUCGUAGCCGAACGGCCGCUCGGAAGUCCACUCCUAGAUCGGGCACUUCAGACGAGGACUUGCCUGCUCGUCGCGUGGCCUCGACCAGCCCGUCUUCACGUCUAAUCGAUCUGCCAGAAAAGGUCCGCCUCCCCUUUCCCCCUCUGCGCCUCCCGAUCCCGGCGGCCCCGCUCUCCGGGCGGCCCCGCUCCCCUUCGCCACCACCACGGCCAUCGGCGCGCGUGACGCGGGCUGGAUUGCCUGCCCCCCGCUCCCCUUCGCCACCACGACGGCCAUCGGCGCGCGCGACGCGGACUGGAUCGGCCGCCACAAGCAGUGAAUCUGGGCAGCGGAGGCUUUCAGUGCGGCAACAUCGUGGUCAGCACGACGACGUUCGGGAGAAAAAAGUAAAAAGACGCGGCCUGACACGGGACACCGUACUAGGACGGUAUGGCUUGCCUGCAGGUCCACCUCUGCCGAAGGAAGAGGUUGUACAGCGACGCUCGCGCACCCACGCUCCGCACUGCGUCCAUGCACAUACCCAGAGCGAGCCAACAGCUACGGGCAUUGACGCAGAGACCCAGAGCGAACUCGCACUAGCUGCGCCUGGGUCACCGCACUGUAUUGACGCCGAAACGCAAAGUGAUUCAGCUGCCCCAGGUUCGUCUGGGCUGUCCACUCGCAUUGAUGCUCAGACCCAGAGCGAGCCUGCGCCUGGUCUGCCUGUAGCCCCGGCCGCGGAAGCUGCUCCGACGGAAGAAACGUGCCUUAUCACCCACGAGCCACCGGCGCAAAUCAUUCGGCGUGGACAGUUUCAAGAGAUCAAAGACCUGGUCGCGCAGAAUUUCGCAGGGCUGUGGGAAAGACGGGCGGCGCCGCAAAAGUUCCUUGCCGCUGUAGCACUUCUGGCUGUCAUCGCCGCGUUCGCAAUGGCGCAGACGCAGAUUACCGCAAUGCACGGUCUUGGGUCCGUAUUCAAAUGAAAUAAUUGUGUGCUGUUUCCCGCGGAUUUUAAAGCCGGCUCUGUGAACCAAGUUGCUGGACCUAGUUUUGCAUUGAAGACCUUCUUGUUUGCACAUGCAUGUGCAUCGUACUUCUUUGGCCAAGAAUUGUCUUUUGCAUUAACUUCUAUCUUCCGAAGAAUGUUCAUCUAGCCAGACCAGGCACGACCCGAAAAAUUUUUCCGAUUCGGCUUUGAAUGAUUCCGCGAGAGGAAACGGUGUUUCAUUUCGAUACCCCGCCAUGCGAAAUCUGAGUCUUGGUACCGAUUCGGCCGCACGGACUCCUGAAAGCGAGACAAGCCACAUACGGGUGCAGCAAGACCACGGCCCACAAACCGCAUCCACAUCCAGUAUGGCGCACUACUGCCUCAGUAACGGAGCUGCGGCUGCGCGCCAUUGUACCACUUUCGGAAAGCGGCAGCCUUCGUGCUGCAGUUUGUCGGAAACUGAUCUUCAGCAGUCCCACAAUAUGACGAUGGUGGUCCCUACCUCGUGCGAACCGGGGAUCUGGUCGCACCUCGUGGACGUAAUCACAGAGGAGGUGCAGCGGAAAGCAGCCGAUGCGGGAACCGAGCGCGCCAUUACGAACGGCGUGGGGCUCUACGGGCUCUCACCCUGCGAGAUACGGGUUGAAGGAGAGCAUUAUGUCCUGGAGGCCGAGUUCUGUUCACCAGAGGGCCACCGCCAGGUCGUGUUGUGCCCAGAUCCAGGGCACGGCGAAGCGGCCUGCGUGCAGCGCCGCGGGGCCGGGGAUAAGUGGGAGGUCGAUGAAAAACUCACCCGCAACUGCCGUACCAGAGAGAUGAGCAAUUUGGUGGCCGGGCUCUCGCGUUUGUCCAUCGACAGACCAAAAACAUGCUCGCCGGACGGGCUGCUGCAUGCAGUAGACGAGGGGGAACCAAAGCCCGACGAGAAAAUGCGCAAGCGAGCACUGAAAAUGUUUCGGGGAGUGGUGGAAGACAUCUACCACCACUACGUCGCGCCGUUGGUUUACGGCGGAAAACUGCCCGCGUCUGCCGAUGUCCGAAAGCGCGGCGUGCACAUGACGCUUGCGCGGAAAGAGAAGGCGACGUAACGAAGGAGCUCAAGAAUUGGUGAGGAGUGGCAGUAGACGACGGAAAGAUUGAUGAGGUCGGGCUCCGACUUGAGUAUUAAAAAGAAAAGUUCUCGGCUGUAUGGAAAAUGCUAACGAACGAUCUUUGCGCGAGUCUCGUUGUUGCUGCGCGUAGUCUCGCAGCGCAACAAACCUGCUUGGAAAUGCAAGUGCAUCUAGAGGAACUGCUGUAUGUAAAGCAGCAGACGAGUUACAGUAAAGUAAGAAGUAGCCUGAUCAUUACAGUAAAGAAGUAGUAUCAGUUCAAAUUUUUUGAGACACACAGUGAAGCCUUCGUCCUUAGGUUGGGUUUAGUGAUGGGCUAUGUAUUGUCUCUUUUUCAACAUUUUAAGCCGCCACUAUGGCUCAAAAACAAAAUCAGACCUGUAGAAGUGGGCUGAUAUGAUGUAUGAAAAUAUGACUGUGAUCCCGUGCGUUUGGUUUAACGAGUAAAGUAGUGCUGUCCAGAUGAUGUCCAUUGCUGUCUUGUUUUGUUACUGGGAGGGACAUCCGAGACACGCGCGCCGCACCUGAUGAAGAAGUAUCUGUUUACCUAUUGAAGUUUGAAACGAGUACUUAGUUCGACGAGAUCUAGCACCAUGCCGACUGAUGUAAAAAAGCUGUGUGGAACGGAAACGGUGGGAUCCAGUCCUUGACUGGCGUAUUUUUUGGGACUAGCAGAAAGAUUUUGCGACGAAAAGAAUAUGUUUUUUUCAAGUAGAAGUAGCCACAACCUUAUUUAUACAUGGAGUACUCGCAUCAAGCACUAUGGCACAUCUGAAAAGGUCUGUACUUCAAGGACACUACACCUCCAGCGUUGUAGAGUGAAGAUUUGUAAGAUUUACAUGUAGCAGUACAACUGUAUCCACGUGGUGGUGCAGUUCUUUCCUCCUGAAAGAGUAAAAGUUGAGUAAAAGUAAAAAAGGUGGAUUAAGAGUACAAGUUAACGAACAAAAGUAAAAAAGAACAUAUGAAGUUUGGUAAACCAAGUAGCACAUAUAGCUGAUCUUGUUGUUGUUUUGAAAGGUGGAAAGAGCGUAGUUGGCGCCCAAAUGGUCGAAGGGUAUGUACGAUUUCAAUUUCCAUGACCAAGAGCAGCAUGAAAACCCGCCACUGCGAGGCAAGGUAAGACAACGUCAAAAGCCCCAGUAGCCGAACACCUGCCGCCUCCCAGCUUGGACUCCCGGGUGAUCGAAAUAAAGGCGAGGAGCGGCUUGUUCCAGCUGUCGUUGAGUUUCACGCCUGGAGACGUUUUUGUUGUUCAAAAGUCCGUCGUCCUUUUAGUUCUCGUCUAACCGGAGCAGAAGUGUUGUUGAUCAUUAUCCACAGUACCCAGUAGAGACCUGUCACUCACCAGAAGGGGCCACUACUUGAAAAAUGGUUAGUCGGAUCUAAGCCUUGUAAGUGUGAUGACCACACCAAAGUGAUGGGAUCCAGCAUUACUUUAACACAUAAGCAGGUCAAAAGAUUACUAAUAUAGGUUUCUCGGAUGACGAAGCCUCGUCUUGGAUUUCUAAUUAUGCACACACAGCCAUAAUAUUAGACCAAAGUUAGACAAAGAUGGAAAUCAAUACGAACAAAGCAACUUUGGCUCGUUCAUUAAGAAGUGCAACCUCUGAGCAGUGUGCGAUCUCACUUGAUGUUGAAGAUUCUGGUAUAGGUAUCCACAGGAGAUAUGAGCUCCUUCAUUGUUUAUCACCCCCUUUUCUUGUCCACCAGCGGCGCCGACGCAUUAAUUUCUCGCGGCUAGUAGACAAAUUGUAUGAUUGAUGUUGUGAUACUAGAGCGUUUUUUUUCACGGUAGAAGUGGUGCCCCUGAGUACUUACGUCACUAGGAAGCGCGAGUGAGUUCUUGCUUCCCCAUCAGCCUACGAGAAGGUGGGAGAAGGAAAAGUUACACUGUCGAAAGCACAAUGCGGCAUCGUCAACACCUGCAGCAGUUCUUGCUGUUCUCUUGGUUUUCCCUUUCCCACGCUAGUACAAAGAGUAGAGGAGUACGAGCAGCGGCUGCAGCUUCCGAAACGUCCGAUACAGCUGUUCCAGCUCCAUCUGCUGCUGAGAAAGUUGAAAUUUGUUCUACAAGAGCCCGCCUGGUUCAAACAGUGCGACACGUACUGAGAAAAACCUGCGCCGGGCGCUUGAGGCCGCAGCAGGACCGAGGGCGAGGGGCGGCGAUAUCUUCUACAAGCCCAAAUAUUUCUGCAGGAGGGCGACGACGAACGCCACAGCCGAGUGAGCUGCAAAAAGAGGAUGGACUGCGAGAGCAACGUCGCCCGGAGCCCGACCAAGCGAUCGACGAGGGCAUUGUCGAGGACAGAACGGGCACAUCUUAUCGCAGGGGCGCGAAAAAUAUUGCGAUUCAGGCUUCCACCGGUGACAGCUUUAUUCGGAUGAUACCGGGCCCGCCGCCAGGUACCCAGCGUGGAGAUUUCGUUUCGACAUUCGGAAGCGAUGGCGCCUCGUCAAGAGGGACUACGAGUGGAGGCACGGAGAUCCGGACGGGGCAAGAGAGCGACAGCGAGUCGGCAAGCCGUGCUGCUAACGUAGGAAGCCGGGCGGGGGUGAAGAUAAAGCUGAACAGAGCCGAUUCAUUACCGAAGGAAAAACAAAAUUACGCUGGAAUGCAGGUAGAGGCCUUACAACGGGAGGACAGGCCCGUCAGAAUGGAGCAACCCGUUGCCGUACCGGAAGUGCGUAGGGAUCUUUUGACCGAUAUCAAACGCGUACAGCCGGGGCUACUUCUCUCUGGACCAACGGGUUUUUUGAAUGAGCAGAACGGCAUUUUGAGCUUCUUAUCCGCUGGGGACGCAGCUGCAUUGUUGGGAACUGCCAAGCCGAAUUCGGAAGCAGACGCAACCGGUGCGCAACUUGCUGCCGCCGCCCGCGCCCAGAAGACUCUGGGUAGAGCACUAGAAGACCGAACGGAUAGCUGUGAAGACCUCUACAUAGAGGUUUUGCGGGAGCGAUUGGGCACAAAAAUGCCUAUUGACUAUUGGAGCGACACUGUGGACUUGGGCAGGGAUUAUUUACAAAAAUACCAAUCUGAAGUUGAAGUAUCUCGAGCAGAGGGUGGCAAACGAACUUCUGCGGCCGCUACGGAUUGGAGUGUACUGCCCUUUUGUAGAGCCAGCACAUUUAUUGAUAUGUUUCCCUUCAGCUCCGUUUUUUUUCGCUCGCCUGCCGUUGCCACUUGCGCGCGAUUAUUCUCAACGCAAGGCGAAGGUGGUGCGAUCGUGUCGGCAAUGCACUCAGACUCACUUCACUGGCUGCCACUGCCUGUGCGUUACUAGCGCUUGCCCUUUGAAUAGAUACUAUCUAUGCAUCUGUAAAAUUUCAACUCUAACCUUCUGUUUCAGGUACGAUUUCUGAUGACCAUGGUUAGGGAGACGUGCAAUCCGGCCACGUUGUACGAAACUGCAGGCAGUGUGGGCUUUUCCAUCUUGCCGACCUACGACUCGGACAAGCUUCGAAAAGGGUGCCACAAAAGCGACAAGGCAUUUUUUCGCGAGGUUCUGGAUUUUUUCCACGAAGAAUCAUCUGCGACCCGAAGUGCAACGGUGGAUAGAAGCAAAAAAACUCAGACUGCAGCUGUUUCGGUGCGACAUGUGGUAGUUUGGAACCCACCGGUCGCGCACGCUUUUUACAGGAAGAGCUGGAAGGCGUCGGAAGGCCUCCCUGUUUCUCCGUCUGACUUCGCUAGGAAAGUGAACAUGGCGCGGAAUCCAAAUCCGUUGAUUUUGGAUCGAAGGUGCCGUGUGGCUAUGGCAACGGAGUUUCUGUUUCAGAACUAUGAUCUUGUGUACAACUCGCUGCCAUUUCCGGUGAAGCACGGUAAGUCGAUAAAUGCGUGUGUCUUCGUUGAGUGAUGGGAAUGUGUCCGUUACGGCUGCCUACUGGACGUACGUGGAUAUCGAUAUACCCACACUACAGCAGGCCGCGCACAUAUUCCCAUGUGAAACUAGCUAUCCUGUGUACCCAACCCUUCCCCUUGAGGCUUAUCUUAUUUGCUCCUCCUCUCCGACUAUGCCUGGCUUCGUUUUGGUUCUGAAUCGCUGUGGCGUGAGCACCUGGCCGAGCGAUGGUGCGAGCCGUGCUAUUCUUGUUCGACUGGUCUACCUCGACGAGGUAGACCUUUAUUUGUGUCUAAAACUAAUUCGAAGGGCAACAUAUCCAUAAACAAUACAGGUUACUGCCUGAACCCAGAAUUGAUAAAUGCUACCGACCCACGUCUCUGGGUAACGCCAGUUAGAAGGGAACCGCUAGACGAAAACUGGUACCCAUUUUUCCGAAAAAUGUUUCGGAAAUUUGCAAAGAAGUGGCGGAGUGGCUCCGAUGGUGUAGGGCUCCGUUGGUCGUACGACCAACUUCAGUGGGACUGGCGAAGCUUCCAUGCACAGCGCCUGCGAGAUCGUGGAUCAUACGAGAAGCUUCUCGAUAAACGCGCGCCACUUGUGCCGAAAAGGCUCACUAACAGUCCGAAAAGCUAUCUGGUCUUUUAUCCUUCCAAAAUCUACAGCGGAAGCGAGUCUCAGGAACAAAGCUGAUGUGGGGUACAGGCUUGAAUACGAUAUGGAAUGCACGAUGAAAAAUAUCCGAUUUUUUUAGCAGAGUGCGCCUUUGUAGAUGUAGGUUUCCGUCGUGGUAUAGUCUUGCCGGCGCAAUGGAACUGGUCAAUAACCAAGGCUAACACUUAUGCUACAAAUCUAAAGACAGCUCCGUUUUUGUUCAGAAGGAAGUGCUGAGCAAUGUCCUCCGGCAGUGAAGAACCUAGUUCGUGUGGUAUGUACGAUUUCAGUUUCCAUGAUCAAGAGUGACAACCCGCUACGGCGAGGCAAGGUGGGG